Messenger RNA from Megachile rotundata (alfalfa leafcutting bee), 680 nucleotides. RefSeq lists its product as uncharacterized. The record is from RefSeq and is a predicted model, not a curated record. NCBI's taxonomy places the organism in Eukaryota, Metazoa, Arthropoda, Insecta, Hymenoptera, Megachilidae. Gene Ontology annotation, molecular function: zinc ion binding; nucleic acid binding.
ACUUCGAUGAAAACUUUUUCUUGUUUUUGUAGUAACAUUAUAUACGAAACUUGAUUGGUGGUUUCAAAUGACCUACCGUAUUAUAUAUUCAGUUGCUUCAAAUGAAAUUGCGUUUUGUAUUUGGUGUAUGUAUGUAAAUCUUUUCAAGUAAACUAACCUUUUGUUACAUAUAAACAAAUGUUGUUAAGACUUUUUACUUUUAAAUGCAAGUAAUUUAUUGGAUUAGAAUUCAAAGGUAUGAAUAUUAAUGUAAGAUGAGUUCAAACGGUUUGAAAGUUUUAAAGAAAAGCAAUCCAUAUCCACAGGGGAUGCGAUGUCAAAAAUGUUUAGAAAUGGGUCAUUGGAGUUAUGAAUGUAAGGGCAAAAGAAAAUACUUGCAUAGAUCUUCGCGUACUUCACAAUUGAAGAAGGCUCUGAAAAAGCAAGAAGAAUCUAACAGCGAAGAACGAAAAAAAGAAGUUAAGAAGAGUCGUCUACAGAAAAAAAUGAAAAUAGAAUCUAGCAGUUCAAGUGAUACAAAUUCUAGUGCCAAUAGCAGCAGUUCUAGUAGCAGUAAUGAUAGCAACAGUAGUAGUUCAUCAUCGGAUAGUGAAUCUGACUCUAGCGAUAGUGUUUCCAGCAGUAGUAGUGGUAGCAGUAGUAGCACUAGUAGUAGUAAUAGUAGUAACCGUUUGUUUUAA